Molecule: messenger RNA, 591 nt
Organism: Camellia sinensis
Lineage: Eukaryota; Viridiplantae; Streptophyta; Magnoliopsida; Ericales; Theaceae
Source: RefSeq, a predicted model, not a curated record
GAGAAAAAAGAGUUAGAUUAAAGAAAGAAAGUAAUUCCUAAGGAAAAAGAUUUUUAUGGUCAAGAAAAUAAAAAUAUGGAGGGAACAAAAAGCUCCGAUCAGACAUUUCCGGCCGCUGAUGUAGACAAAGAACUAAAUCUUGGCCAGAAUAAGAACUUUGAGGUCGAUCCGGUAUCGUCCCAAGUCGCUGCCUCUAUUGAGACUAAGGAACAAGCUGAAGCCGCAAAAACUCAGAAAGAAAGGGAGAAGAAGGAUGCUCUGCAAACACUCAAAUCCACCAUAAUUAUUUCCGGGAUCGUUGUGGCUGUGGCUGGGGCUAUUUUUGUCAUUACAAAGAAAUUAAAAGAGAAAUGAAGCUUACAUUUUACAUGGGAUAUCAAUAAUCCCAACAUUAUUUCUUAAUUUCCACUUCUCUUCUCUAUUUUUAUUUUUUGUUUUGAUUGUUUUUUCUCUCUUGGUAAUUGGCAUGUCCAUAUAGGAGAGGCAUUCUAACUUCCCAAUUAAUUGUUUCUGUGGAAGUAUCAAAGCAUGAAACUAAUGCUAUUUUUCUUUGUUAGAUGUAUUCACCAAGUUUAUACACUAAGAUCAUAC